GUCCUCUCUCUGCGCCUGCCUCCUAUACUGAGUGUGACCUUCUCUAUUGAUAUAUUGUAAUUUGUAAGGACAUUUAUUGCCAAGAUAUAUAUAUUCAGACAGAGAAGCACCCAUUAAUAAGGUUCAACCAUGCCAGUUUUCCCACAAAACCUUUCUCCUGAACAGGAAGAUGAGCUUCGAAAGAUUGCCAAUGCCAUUGUUGCCCCUGGUAAAGGAAUUUUAGCUGCUGAUGAAUCUACAGGUUCUAUUGGUAAGAGAUUUGCACCAAUAAAUGUUGAGAACACUGAGGAGAACAGAAGACGUUACAGAGAACUCCUGUUCACAUGUGACAAAUCAUUGGCACAAAACAUCAGUGGUGUCAUCAUGUUCCACGAAACAUUCUACCAGAAAAACAAAGCUGGUGUGCCAUUCCCCAAACUUCUCCAGGAUCAGGGUAUAAUUCCAGGCAUCAAAGUAGACAAGGGAGUUGUGCCAUUGGCUGGAACAGAUAAUGAAUGUACUACACAGGGUCUUGAUGGUCUCUCAGAGAGAUGUGCACAGUACAAGAAAGACGGUGCUCAGUUUGCUAAAUGGCGAUGCGUUCUAAAAAUCCAACAAUAUACUCCCUCAUAUCAAGCCAUGUUAGAAAAUGCCAAUGUUUUGGCUAGAUAUGCCAGCAUUUGUCAACAGAAUGGACUUGUUCCCAUUGUAGAACCAGAAGUAUUACCAGAUGGAGAACAUGAUCUAGCAACAGCACAAAAAGUCACAGAACAGGUGUUAGCAUUUACAUACAAAGCUUUAGCAGAUCAUCAUGUUUUCCUGGAAGGAACUUUACUCAAACCUAACAUGGUUACUGCUGGAAUGAGCUGUUCUAAGAGAAACUCUGCUGAUGAAAAUGCCAGAGCCACCGUAUUGGCUCUAAGUAGGACUGUCCCACCAGCAGUUCCAGGUGUAACCUUUUUAUCUGGAGGUCAGUCUGAAGAUGAUGCCUCAGUUAAUUUGAAUGCCAUCAAUACCUGUGAAGGAAAGAAACCAUGGUCUCUUACAUUCUCUUUUGGAAGAGCUCUACAAGCUUCUGUACUGAAAGCCUGGCAAGGAAAGGAGGAAAAUAUAAAAACUGCACAGACAGAACUCAUGAACAGAGCUAAGGCAAAUGGUUUGGCAGCUUUAGGACAAUUUAAGGGUGACAUCAAGAGUUCUGCAGCCGAUCAAUCAUUGUUUGUUGCCCAACAUGCCUACUAAAUUUAGAUCAACCAGCAAAGUCGUCAGAUUUAGCAUAAUACUUGGCUUUGAUAUUUUACUGCUUUUUUACCAAAGAACAACAUUUUGAUAAAGAACUUGAUUGGUUAUAACAAAACUGGUUUCCUUACAUCACUACCUGAUUUGAUAUAGAAAAACUGUUUCCUUCACAUCAAUGUUGUUAUCAUAGAAUCUCAGUUACAUGAGCAUUUACCUUAGCUUUUCUUUAUAUAGAUAUUUAUUGUACAGUUUUUACAUUGUAAGUUUUAACUCUUUAUUGAUGAUUAUUUAUCAUUGAGAUUGUACAUGUAAUCCUCUUUAAAUUAUAUACUUAUCAAUGUUCUGUAAUGUAAAAGUACAUGUUGAAAAAACUAUGUUGUAAGAAUGGAGUAUAAAUCGUUUGUUAGUGAGACAUUUUUGAUAUUUUGAUUUAUUGUUUUGAUUUGAAAGCAAAAGAGAACUAAAGGCAUUAUUCCAAAUGUGUGAUUGUGUUAAAGUUUUUGUUCUUCACAACCAGAAUGAUUUGAUUUUGUUGUUAUUUUUACUUUAAAGAAGAUUUCAGAACCAAUUAUCUCUGCUGAUACAUUUGAACUAUUCUGGUGAACAAAGCUGUUUUUUUCGCCUUUCAGAUUCUUUUUUUGGCUAGAGAUUAUUUUAUUACAACAUGGUUUAUUUUUAUUUCAUAUUUUUUGGUGCAUACAGCUUUUUAUUGUUAGAAGUGCUUACUUAUUUAUUUUUUCUGUGAUAUAAUUUAACCAUUUAUUUCAUCCCUCAAUUGAUGUAUGUAAUAUUUUUGGUUAUGUUGACAACUUUAUAUUGAUGGAAAGUUAUGAAAUCUUUAGAUGCAGAUAAAAUGAAAUAAAAUUAAGCAUCCUUA
Mytilus trossulus (common blue mussel) is the source of this 2095-nucleotide messenger RNA. RefSeq names its product fructose-bisphosphate aldolase-like. The record is from RefSeq and is a predicted model, not a curated record. Lineage: Eukaryota; Metazoa; Mollusca; Bivalvia; Mytilida; Mytilidae. The transcript has 8 exons. The coding region runs from base 130 to 1221 and encodes 363 amino acids. Gene Ontology annotation, molecular function: fructose-bisphosphate aldolase activity. Gene Ontology annotation, biological process: fructose 1,6-bisphosphate metabolic process; glycolytic process. Gene Ontology annotation, cellular component: cytosol.